AUGGUUCUUACUGUUAUUUCACAAUUUGGUAGACUGAAAAAGUUUCCUGUACGCUUUCUUUCCUCCUAUCUCCAGUCAGUUAAAAAUUGUAAUACUUCAUUCAUAUCAAUGGUGACUAAUUCAAUAGUUCGUAUCGGUACACAUGAUGGACGUUUUCAUGCUGAUGAAGUUUUAGCCUGUGCAAUGCUUAAACACUUGCCAGAAUAUGCCAAUGCUGAUAUUAUACGUACACGUGACGCUAGUAUCUUGUCAACUUGUGAUAUAGUCGUCGAUUGUGGUGGAGUGUUCAAUGCAGAGAAUCAUUUAUACGAUCAUCAUCAAAGGGGAUUCACUCUUACUUAUAAGGACUUUUUCCCUAAAUCUGAUUGGGAUAUUAAACUCAGCAGUGCUGGUUUGAUAUACGUUCAUUUCGGUAGGAAAAUAUUAUCUCAUAUACUUGGCAAAGAAGAUAUAACUGAUCCAUUAGUGGAUGCUCUUUUUGAUAAGAUAUAUAAUUCAUUCAUUGUUGAAAUCGAUGCUAUUGAUAAUGGUGUCCCGUUAGCGUCAUCAACGUUAAGAUAUUCCAUCAAUACAUCUUUAAGUAGUCGAGUGAAUCGUUUGAAUCCAGCCUGGAAUGAAUCAGAUGCUGAUGAAAAUGUGUGUUUUCAAAAUGCUCUACAGUUAGUUGAUAACGAAUUUGUUGGAUUAGUUCACUUCUAUUCAAAUUCAUGGUAUCCUGCUCGUGAAAUUGUUUUAAAAGCUGUGCAAUCUAGAUAUGAAACAGAUCCAUCUGGAGCAAUAAUUCAUCUUGAAGGUACUGGAUGUCCAUGGAAUGCACACUUUUUUGAAAUUGAAAAAUCGAUAAAACAGAAUAAAAAACAAGGGAAUAAUCGAAGUGGAAAUCAUUGUCAGGAUAAUGAUAGUGAUGAUGAUGACGCAAUGUUGUAUGUGAUAUAUGAGCGUAAAGACACUACAUGGGGUAUACAAGCUAUACCAUUGGAUGAACAUAAUACAUUCACCCAAAGGCUACCUUUACCAGAGAGUUGGAGGGGAUUACGUGAUGACCAGCUAAGCUCGAUUGUUGGUAUACCAGAUUGUGUAUUUGUACAUGCUACUGGAUUUCUAGGAAUUCAUAAGACACGUGAAGGUGUUAUUCAAAUGGCUAAAUUAACUAUGAAAAUGAAGAAUAAAUGA
Molecule: messenger RNA, 1173 nt
Organism: Trichobilharzia szidati
Lineage: Eukaryota; Metazoa; Platyhelminthes; Trematoda; Strigeidida; Schistosomatidae
Source: the annotation of a GenBank genome assembly